Messenger RNA from Funneliformis caledonium, 459 nucleotides. The record is from the annotation of a GenBank genome assembly. NCBI's taxonomy places the organism in Eukaryota, Fungi, Glomeromycota, Glomeromycetes, Glomerales, Glomeraceae.
AUGAAGAGGUUAAUGGUGGUGACUUUCUUGAUUUUAAAAGUAAGACCUGUGACGAGGCUCGUAAAGUUCACUAAGAAGUGUAAAGAUAAAAAGUUGAGGGCUUUUUCAACAUACUGCAGUUUAAAGGAAGUGUUGACGAAAUAUAACAUUGGUGGUAAUAGUACAGAUACCAUUCCACUAUUUUCUCUACAAACCUACGAAAUUAAAGACUCUGAUAAGCACUUUGAGCAUUGUAUGGCGGAAAUUUUAAUUAGGCUAAAAAAUUACGGGUCUUUGAUCGUGAAUAGUUUGAAAGCUAUGUGCAAUGAGUACGUCGUGAUGUUUCUUCAUACUGCAAUCAAUAUUACAAGAGAUUCUACAGGGAAAGAGCUCAGUAUGAGACCUGAGUACAAAGUAAUUGGUGAUGAUAGCACAGGACAGGUCGACUUUGCAAUCAAGACAAACCAAAGCGAAAUAUAA